Messenger RNA from Canariomyces notabilis, 537 nucleotides. RefSeq lists its product as uncharacterized. Bases 131 to 412 code for a protein of 93 amino acids. The record is from RefSeq and is a predicted model, not a curated record. The transcript has a single exon. NCBI's taxonomy places the organism in Eukaryota, Fungi, Ascomycota, Sordariomycetes, Sordariales, Chaetomiaceae.
CAGAGUGCGUCGUGAAAAAGAAGUGUCGUCGCAUCAUGAUCGACACGCCGCGCAUCUGUCAAAGAUCUGUCGUGCAGCAAGAUGGUUUGGUUUCGUGUCCGUUUUCCGCUAGUUAAUUAGCAUUCCGCGCAUGGCCCAUAUCGUGCUUGUUUUACCCCUAUUUCCCCCAUGUCAACAGACCACCGAGGCUGCCAGUGUAUUGUACCGUACAGUACUUGCAUACAUAUACAUACAUAACUUACACGGCGGUUUCUUAUUAUUAUGUAGUGUGUAUCGUACACUGCAUCAUCGUGGCUACAGCUGGUCCCAGAACACCGCUCCCGUGGUUCCAGAGGCAAACCGGGCCGAGUUUAUGAGACAGGCGUUCGUUCACUUGGCUCUUCGUCACUUGGCUUGCAUCUGUUGCAGAUAACCAACUCAACACCCAACCCACCAGCAAUCUCAGCAUCACUGUCUCGCCAUUGACUCUUACGUGAACACAUAACUACACUACACUACAGCCCCAAUCCAAGCCCCCACCCUGGUUGCGCACCCUGU